Adineta ricciae is the source of this 2580-nucleotide messenger RNA. NCBI's taxonomy places the organism in Eukaryota, Metazoa, Rotifera, Eurotatoria, Adinetida, Adinetidae. The record is from the annotation of a GenBank genome assembly.
AUGGCGACAGCAGCUUAUUCAACACAUCCCGACAAUGCAUAUGCCGGCUUUGGCUCCGAAGCAGAUCCUUACAAUACAAAUAAUCCGGGUACAUAUGAUACUGGCUUUGGACCAAUCGCUUCAAACGACUAUGAAUAUCCACCUGAUGCUUAUGAUAAUGACUAUCCUAAUGGUCAACAACAGCAACCAUUUUACACAAAUGACUAUCAACAGGCUCCACAUACAAAUGAGGACUACGAUACGCGACAACCUCAACAUAAUCCAAUGAAUACAUAUAAUCAACAGCCUCAAAACGGCUACCCAAAUGCAUACACACAGCCACCUCAGAAUGGAUAUCCGAACUCAUAUAACCAGCAACCUCAAGCCAAUCCACCUAACACACAUGGACAACAAUCUCAAAACACUUAUCCAAAUCCAUAUGCUCAACAACCACCUGCUCAUAACCAAUAUCAACAACAACCAUAUCACCAGUCGAAGCAGCAACAGCAAUCUUUGUAUCCAAAUGAAUAUGGCCAACCUCCCUAUUCUAAUGGUCAGCAUCCCAUGCAACAAACUCAGGAUAUCCCUCCAAAUGCCCACCCACAACAACAACAGCAGCAGCAGCAACAGCAGCCCUAUUAUCCAAAUCAAUAUGAUCAAUCUCCAUACGAUAAUGAAGAUUAUCCCCCACAACAACCUCCAAAUCAUGUUGGACAGCAACAACUACCACCACCGCCACCAUCACAUAGUCAACAACAUCAGCAGCCGCAACAAUUCAAUAGUUUCCCGAACCAACAAGCACAUCAAAUGCAUCAACGACCGGUGCUAAACAACUCUGACCAUAAUGAUGGUUUUAACGAUAUGAAUCCGAUGCAACCACCCUAUAACCAACAUACAAACAAUCAAUACGCAGAUUCAAGAAGUCAUCAACAAACAUUCGUGGCCAAUACACAACGGCAUCCAUCGAGUCCAGUCGACCAACAAUCUCGACCACAUUUCUCUCAAUCUGAACAUCUGCCAAAUAAUCGUCCGCCUAAACAAGAUCAACCGCCAUCACAACAACAACGGUAUAAUCCACCACCUCCCUCACCACCCGAAUCCGAUCAUCAAAUUUCUAAACCUCGUAUAUCUGUUGCUUCGAUUCACCGUCCUUCAGUAGUAAAUGAUACUACUAACUAUCAAUUUGAGCCAAUCGCCAAACCAAACAAUAGUCGACAAGAAACUAAAAAUUCGAAAACAAAUGAUCUUCGAGAUCAAACGCAUAAGACAAAAGCCGAUACACGUGAUAAUAAGUCAAAUGGAACGAAAUCGAAAUCACAGAAUGCAAGUUCUCAAACGGAGAUACGAAGCGAUUCAGACAAAGUUAAACAGAAUAAAAAACAACCACCAACGAAGAAGAAUAGAGACAAUGAUUCUCUCAGUGACGACGACCGACGUGAUCGUGAUAAAUCAAAUCGAAAUAAGAAGCCGUCGAAAUCACAUAAGAAUCAUCGUGAUAAUUAUCGCUCGGACGAUGAUUAUAGCAGCGAUGAAAAUGAUGGAUGUCGGCGAUGUCGUUCGCGAAAACAAACAACAUAUUCGGACACGCAUCUCGAUAGAAAUACUCGUCUUCCGCCGCUUCGUCGCCUGGGAAAAUCAUCGCAGUAUGAUUCUCGUCCUGAUCAUCGAUCACCUGCGAAACUUACAUCCCAACGACGCUUUUCACAAUUCGACGAUUCCCUCUCAUUCGGAUUGCAGUCUAGUCGACGCAGUCGUCAUCAGAUGGGAAGAGAUGCAAGUAAUCAUCGUGCUCCUCGUCGUGAUGCUCCCGAGUCAUUGUACGAUCGCGAUCAACGUAAUGGAAAGCCUAGACGUAAUCAAACAGAUCAAAAACGUAGUACUGAUCGACGUGAUCAUGGUCGAAGAGACGAUCAUAAGACUCAACGCUCUCAACUAGGUCCACUUCGAAGCACUCGAAAUGAUCGUAAGCAUCGUGGUACAUGCGAUAAAUGUGGAAGAUCAUCACCGGAGUCAGACGAUUAUUCUUCGGUAUUGGAGGGAAGAGGACGUAUAAGACCCAAUGAAAUUCCUUUUUCGCAUCCGCCGAUACGAUCAGAUACUUACGUAGAAACUGAACGGAUACGUGCAGUACGUGAUGCUCAAGGCUAUUACAUUCCGUACAAACCAUAUACUCUGAAAGAAUACAAUCAAUUGAAGAAAUCAUUGCUCUCUAAUCCAUAUUCGAAACCUGAUCAACCUCCUCCAACCGAUCGAAAAGAACUUGUGAAGAAAGGUCAAGAAUAUGGCACAUUUAUUGAAAAACAAGUCAUCGAUAGUUUUGAACCACGCCAGUCUCUAUUGAAAGAAAAUCAACCUGUUAAACCAUGGCAUGGAGGCAUCAGCACGUUACCUGAUCCUGAAGACGCCGCUAAAAGAGAACGAGCUAUUGAAUACGCGAAAAUUCAAGUGAGAAAAUAUCAAGAAAUAGGCACGACACGUACCCGUUCUCAUAAGUCCGCACCCGAUCAUUAUGCCGUCAAACCUUUGCCGAGAAUGAAUGAAUGGAACAAGCGAACUAAUCAAGUGCCCAAUGAUGAUGAUGAUGAUGAUGAUGACGACUAG